UUUGAGUCGAGCGAACAGCGGGGCAUCGUUUCUCCCGCGUGUUUCAGUGAGGCAUCACACGUAGAAAUCGGUCAAAGGCACGAGGUCAAGGCUGCGCGCGCGAUUCGAGGAAUGGAGGACCUCUUGGCAUCGAGCAGCCAGCUCGUUUGGAGCGUGGCACACGAGACCUUGAGGAGGUGGUACGACCGUGCGCUGCUGCCAUGCCAACACCUCCUUGGGGCCCGCUUUAGGAUUGCACAUGGCUCCCAGAUGACCGAGGGGCGUCAGUGCCAGGUACACCUACUCGACGGUCGAAAGCUGGAGCUGCUGGUCCAGCCAAAGCUUUUAUCGCGAGACCUGCUAGAUUUGGUGGCAUCCCAUUUCAACCUGAAGGAAAAGGAAUACUUUGGCCUUUGCUUCAUCGAUGACACUGGCCAGAACAACUGGCUUCAGCUUGACCGGAAAGUCCUUGAUCAUGACUUCUCGAAGACUUCAGAUCCACUGGAAAUCAAAUUCGUUGUGAGAUUUUACAUUGAGAAGAUCACCUUUUUAAAAGAAAACACCACCGUGGAGCUGUUCUUCCUGAAUGCAAAAUCUUUGGUGUUUAAUGAGGGCAUCGAAGUGGAGAGCGAGCAUGUUUUCAAGUUAGCUGCAUUUGCAUUACAGGAGGUCAACGGUGAUUACACAUGUCCUGAAACAGCCAAAUCAAACCUCAAGCAUCUGCCAGUUUUGCCCACCCAAGUUCUCAGGAAACACCCGUCUCUCAGUUACUGUGAGGACAAAGUGAUUGAGAAUUACAAGAAAUUGAAAGGGCUGACGAGAGGACAGGCCAUUGUGAAGUAUCUAACCCUGGUGGAGUCGCUGCCAUCAUAUGGAGUCCAUUAUUACCCAGUAAAGGACAAGCAGGGCAUCCCCUGGUGGCUCGGAGUCGGCUACAAAGGCGUCGGCCAGUACGAUUUACAAGAUAAGCUGAAACCAAGAAAGUUAUUCCGGUGGAAGCAGUUGGAGAAUUUGUAUUUCCGAGAGAAGAAAUUUGCUGUGGAAGUCAUCGACCCCCACAGUGGAACGGUGAGCAAGCGGACCUUUGGGCAGAGCGGCCUGGUCAUUCACUCCUGGUAUGCCAGCCAUUCUCUAAUUAAAAGCAUCUGGGUGAUGGCCAUCAGUCAGCACCAGUUCUACCUGGACAGAAAGCAAAGUCCGUCAAAUAUGACCACGGCCAGGAGUGCAGGAGACAUCGCCAUGGACCUCACAGAGAUCAGCGCCCAACGGAUGAGUACAUUUCCAGGUCCCGAAAGCAAACACCGGCUCAUCAUGGCGAGCAGCGGAAGCCUCAUCUCGGCCGGUUCUGCCGACUCCGACGUUGCCGACGAGCAGAAGAAAGAGAAGAUUGCCGAGUUAAGGACAAAGGAGAAAAAACUUCACGACGCCCUGAAGCAGAAACUGGAGGAACUGAAGAAGAUCUGCAUGCGGGAAGCGGAACUGACAGGAAGAUUACCCAAAGAGUAUCCCUUGGUUACCGGAGAAAAGACCCCUCACGUCCGAAGACGCGUUGGCACAGAGUUCAAGCUGAACGACCUUUUCCCAGAUCAUGAGGAUCCUCAUUUGAGGAAUCUGGAAAGCAGAUUUGCUUUGCAGCAGAAGAUCGUGGAAGCGGCCAUCAAGUUAACCAAGGAGAUGGAUCUCAGCAAGACGGUGAAGAAAAAGAGGAAGAACAACUGUCUGGAUGCCAUGAGAAAACUGGAGGAGAUCGAAGGGGAGAUCAACGCCUACAGGAUGGGGGCGGGGAAGAAACCCAGCCAAAGGGCUUCGCUGAUCUUGGCAGACGACGUCAAUCCGUCAGAGCUCAGCUCUCUGUCUGACAGCUUCACGCUGGAUGAAGAUGACGAGCUGACCUCCCAGAGGCAGCGCUCGAGUUCACUUCAAUACUCGCCGAGGCCCCGCCAUGCGGAGACACUGGCCAACCGCUGCGCCAAUGAGAGACGAGCUUCGGCGAACGACCAGCAGGUAGACGGCAGGUUAAAUCGCAGUCCGAUCCAGGAAGCGCUCCGCCACAGUCACCACGAUGCCUUGCUCAGCCACGGCAGUCCACACAAAUCGGUUUCCAGACAGCCUCGGGAUGCCCGCAGUAUGCCCCCGACUCCGCUGCUCACACGCAACGCUUACAGCAGUAGCCAGCUCAAAUCAGAGGAGGCGCCGCAGGUUUUUCGCCAACGCAGCGGCAGUCUGGAAUCCCAGUCCAAGGUUCUACUGGAGCCCGAAGCGCGUUUGCCCGCGUUCACCUUGUCCCCGUCCCGGCGCAGCAACAGCACCGAGGUCCUCGACGACGGCUCGUCCUACACCAGCCAGUCCAGCGUGGAGUACGCGGUCCCCGGGAACCGCAACCAGCGGCGUCGAGUGCGCGGGCGCCACAGGAAAGACGUCUACGCCAACACGGGCAGCAUGCCCAACUUGGCUCAGCCGGACGCCCGCUGCCACGCCUACCGGCCCCGCACUCGCCCCACCACCACCGCCUUCUACAUCACGGGCUAUCCUAGCCAUACGGAGCCGGAGCCUUACUCGAAUGGCGUCUGCGUGUACGACGACGACGAGACGGAGGGACACUACAGCGUCAACCCGCCGUUGCGUCCCGCCCACGCGGUCUACCGGGCCUACGACGCGCACGGUCGCUACGGCAACGAUGAGCUCGACGGCCGGUCGCAGAACCCGUACGCCACGCUUCGGCCGCCCAGGAACCGCCCGGCACCCCGCGGCGAAGCCCAGGUGGCCAGGAACUUUCAGAAGGCCGUCGUGGCCGAGCACCUGAGAGGCUGGUACCAUCGCAACACGGCCUACAAGCAAGCCGCGUACGGCUACGGCUACGACUACGACUACGACCAAGGCUCCCAGCAGAGUCUCGGCUACCGAAUAGUGCCCCCCGCAGCCUUCAGCCACAAUAACAACAACCGGAACCACUCCUACUCAUCAGGUUCCGCCAACGGAAAUUGGCACGGGCCUGUCAGCGGUCACGGUCGAGCGGGUCGCGACCUUCCCGAGCAGAUGCCGCAGACGUACAGCUACAGCACCGCCCCUUUUGGCCGCUCCACCCAGGGCAGAUCCCACAUGGACGUCAACCAGAUGGAGAUGCGCAACCAAACGCCAACAAGCAUGGACCCACAAGAUGGGAUACACUGGCACGAAGACUCCAAAGCAGGAACGAUCGUUUAGCUGCCUGUCAUCCAAUCCUUUUUUUUUUUUUUUUUUUGCAUGACAAAGCUGUCCCCCCGUGCCUUCAACUGCACUUACCGGUUUUUCUGAGCAAGGCGAGUCAAAGAAUGAAGGAAUUUACACACACACACACACACAUACAAGCCAAGCAGACUUUGUUCUCGCUCGCUCGAGCACUGUAACUGAACUCGAAGCCGCUGCAGACCGCAGACUUUUAAGUAUGCAGUUUUGCUCUGCAGAGAUUUGAAACUUAGCGGCGUUGUGUGUCGGAAGGCCGCGCUGAGCCGCAGCGAACAACUUUGAACGCAUCUUCUCCUGCCCCCUUGCCGACCACGUGUGAUGAUAACCAUGAAGGACCAGACAAAGACUGAUAGAACCCGAUCAAAAAAAAUAAUAAAAAUGAAGGAGCGUGUUAGGAGUGAACCGGACAAAGAUGGCUUUCCUGGAACACUUUGCAGCCACGACAUCAAUGUACUUUUAUUUCCAAAUACUCUUAAGCACACAACGCUACUUUCUACAGUAUGUUCAUUUCUAUUCACUCUGUGUGAGCUUUGUGAAGUAUACGAUCUUACUUUAACGCAAAGCACAACCAAGUCACAUAUUUGUGUUUUUGUCUAACACCAGUAUUACUCCUGAGAAUCUAAACAAAGGUUACUGCCACACUACUAUACACAUUAUGGACUUUUAAGAAAAGAAACUCACAAAAAAUUGAGAAAAAAAAAAGGCUCUUUUACUACAUCCAUGCUGGAACUCAUGGACCGGUGCUCCCGAUUUUUUUUUUUUUAACUGUUAAUACACUGGUUGUUUGUAGAGCAUCUUGUGAAUUUUGAAAAAAAAAACAUGUAAUAUAUAGCAUAAGCUUUUGUUAAGCUGGUUCUUAGGAUUUUGUAUCAUUUCACUUGUUUGAAUAAAACAAAUCAGAAUUCA
This is a messenger RNA of Hippocampus zosterae (dwarf seahorse), 4110 nucleotides long. RefSeq names its product FERM domain-containing protein 4B-like. The record is from RefSeq and is a predicted model, not a curated record. Gene Ontology annotation, molecular function: cytoskeletal protein binding. The transcript has 23 exons. Gene Ontology annotation, cellular component: adherens junction; cytoskeleton; bicellular tight junction. Lineage: Eukaryota; Metazoa; Chordata; Actinopteri; Syngnathiformes; Syngnathidae. Bases 112 to 3183 code for a protein of 1023 amino acids. Gene Ontology annotation, biological process: establishment of epithelial cell polarity.